AUGGUCGUUUCAAAAGUUCACAUGUGCAUCCACUGCACGACACUCUAUCUCCUUGUGCUCAUAUGUCUCCACUCAGUGGUUCUUUCAGCCACAGUCAGCAAAAUCGACGAUUACGAUGACGAUGGUGUGCCAAGUCUAUCCGAAAUGGACACCUACGACGUACUAGCAAUCGUUUUCAUGAUAAUCGGGCUGGCUGUCUCGUCCGCUGGUGGCGUUGGUGGUGGCGUUAUCAUGGUUCCCGCAAUGGUGCUUAUUAUGGGAUUUGAUAUUAAACGCGCAACACCUAUUUCUAACGUGGCCAUUCUUGGUGGGGCAGUGGCAAACGCAUGGUUUAAUAUGCGCAAGCGCCACCCAAAUGUUGAUAGACAAUUAAUUGACCCAGAAUUGUCCUUAGGAAUGAUUCCUGCCGUGAUCGGUGGCACGAUUCUGGGCGCUUUGAUCAAUAAGCUGAUUCCGAGUUAUGUGCUGUCACUGCUUUUCGUUGUAGUGCUCUUGGCCGGCGGUUCGCGCACGAUGAAGAAGGGGAUUACUUUGCACAAGAAGGAAAUUGCCAAGAAAAAAGAGAGUGACGCUGCCAUAAAUGAGGAGCCAACAAAUCCUUUAGUCAGUCCUGACAACUACACUUUGGUCAGUACACCACAGAAAUACUACGCGGACGACAAACGAAUGAGCAUAUCAUUAAAUGGCGGCGACACGACCCCUUUAAAACUUGAUACAAUUGAGGAAGCAGGCUCAGAUUGUACACUAGCUCAGAUCAUGCACAGCGAACGACGUUUUGCCUGGGGGCCACACGUUACCAUCAUGGUAUGCUACCUUGGCAUUGUUGCUCUUAGUAUCGGAAAUACAUCCGUUACCUGCGGAAGUGUUGUUUAUUGGGUAAUUUUGCUGAUUCAAAUUCCGUGGAUCGCUGUGUUCGUCGUCUUUACUAUGCACUACCUGCAUCAGAGUUACCUUCGCAAGAAAGCAUUAAAUUACCCGUAUGUCAACGGUGACAUCCAAUGGACGAAGAAAAUGGUGCUGUUUUUUCCAUUAGGAUGUAUAGUCGCUGGUAUUGUUGCUGGUAUGUUUGGCGUUGGCGGAGGUAUCAUCACAGGUCCUAUCAUGAUUGAGCUGGGCAUCGUGCCGGAAGUUGCUUCCUCUACGACGGCAUUGAUGAUUCUAUAUUCAUCAGCUUCUGCUACUUCAAAAUUUGCUGUGUUUAACAUGAUUGCAUGGGACUGGGCAUUGCUUCUUUGCGCAGUGGCCUUUGUGGUGACUUCUUUGUCUCAAAUAGUGAUUCUGAGCUUCGUACGGCGCACAGGUCGCCAGUCUAUCAUUGUAUUGUGCAUAGCAACGGCCGUCCUCAUCGGAGGUGUCAUUAUGACGUAUCAAGCCAUUAAAACAACCGUAAAUGAUGCCGGUGACUCGUUUCAUGCGGACAUUUGCAGGUAA
Plasmopara halstedii is the source of this 1431-nucleotide messenger RNA. Its product is annotated as protein. Lineage: Eukaryota; Oomycota; Peronosporomycetes; Peronosporales; Peronosporaceae. Gene Ontology annotation, biological process: protein ubiquitination. The record is from RefSeq and is a predicted model, not a curated record. The transcript has a single exon. Gene Ontology annotation, cellular component: Cul4A-RING E3 ubiquitin ligase complex; membrane. Bases 1 to 1431 code for a protein of 476 amino acids.